Messenger RNA from Trypanosoma brucei brucei TREU927, 651 nucleotides. RefSeq names its product vesicle-associated membrane protein, putative. The record is from RefSeq and is a predicted model, not a curated record. NCBI's taxonomy places the organism in Eukaryota, Euglenozoa, Kinetoplastea, Trypanosomatida, Trypanosomatidae. Gene Ontology annotation, biological process: vesicle-mediated transport. Bases 1 to 651 code for a protein of 216 amino acids. Gene Ontology annotation, cellular component: membrane. The transcript has a single exon.
AUGCCCAUUAAAUAUAGUUGUGUCAAUGAAGGGACAACCAUCCUAGCCGAGCACCCACAGGGUGAACUCCCUAAACUUGCGGAGUUGACGCAAAAGGUUAUAGCCACAGUGCCCGGAAACGAGUAUCGAAGGAAGACGGUUGAAGAUAAGGAUGGUGGAGUCAACUAUCACUAUAUCAGCAACGGUGAGGGCCGCACUGUGGCGUGCGUAACAACGAAUGAUAUGAGGAUGCGAACGGUUUUUGCAUUUCUUGAGGCUGUCGAGUCCGUUGUUCGGUCGAGUGCCGGUCAGUCGGGGGGCGAAUUGCGCAACGGCAAGAAACUUCUUCAGCAGAAAAUGGAGUUUUACAACAACCCGCAAAACGACCGUAUUACGGCCUUAAACGACGACAUCAAUCAGGUUGUGGAUGUAAUGAUGGACAAUAUGGACAAGGUACUGGCCCGUGGGGAUCGUAUUGACACAUUACAUGAAAGGUCUGCAACUCUCUCGGAGCAAGCGCAGCAGUUUCAGCGGCGUUCCACGCAGCUCAAGCGUAAUAUGUGUCUGAAAAACCUUAAACUCACAAUUAUGAUUGUCCUUACGGUAGUUGUGAUCAUAUUCAUUAUCAUUAUCUUUAUCUGCAAACCGAACUUUUCCAACUGCAAGUCAUAA